Molecule: messenger RNA, 3298 nt
Organism: Astrephomene gubernaculifera
Lineage: Eukaryota; Viridiplantae; Chlorophyta; Chlorophyceae; Chlamydomonadales; Astrephomenaceae
Source: the annotation of a GenBank genome assembly
GGGGAGCUGGUGCAGCCGGGCAGGGAGCUGCUGCUGAGGGGCAAGCUGCUGCUGGUUCGCGAGUUGGUGCGGGCACUGGACCGACUGGGGUUGGGGCUGAGUGCGCCCGGGAGGCCGGGACUCAUAGCGCUGCUGCUCAACAGGUACCUCUUCCCCGAGGCCGGCCCCCUGUGGCAGCCCGACCCGCCCCCCGCCGCCGCAGAGGCCGCCCUCGCCCAGGCUGCGGGCGACCCGGGUGCCCGGCGGGAGGCGCUGGCGCUGCUGCAGCUGCUCAUGACGCGCUGCCCAGCCAACCUGGAGCAGGGCUUCAGGGAGCUGAGGCGGCUGCACUUCGACAACGGACUGCGGGUGGUGGACAGGAAGUUCGACAUCAGCGGCGAGGGUGUGCGCUGCGGCCCCCGCGGCGGCUACGUGGGGCUGCGCAACGGCGGCGCCACCUGCUACAUGAACAGCGUGCUGCAGCAGCUCUUCAUGCAGCCGCGCAUCCGGGGGGCGGUGCUGGCGGCGGCGGGGGUGGCGCCGGGGGAGCAGCAGGACAGCGUCUUCCACCAGCUGCAGGUAAUGUUUGCACACCUGCGGCUGGGUGGCGCCGCCUGCUUCCACCCGCGCGGCUUCUGGCAGUCCUUCAAGGACUACGACGGACAGCCCAUCGACGUGCGCGAGCACCAGGACGCCUACGAGUUCUUCACACGGCUGCAGGACGCGGUGGACUCCCACCUGCGCUCCACCGGCCAGCCGCCCGCCAUGCAGGCCGUCAUGGGCGGCAAGUUCGCGGCGCAGGUGAUCUGCCGCGACGUGCCGUACCGCAGCGAGCGCGAGGAGGAGUUCUACCAGAUCAGCGUGGAGGUGGCGGGCUGCGGCAGCCUGGAGCGGAGCCUGUCGGGCUAUGUGGCGGGGGAGCUGCUGGAGGGCGAGAACAGCUACCUGUGUGAGGAGCUGGGGGCGCGGGUGGCGGCGGUGCGGCGGACGGUGAUCAAGCAGCUGCCGCACACGCUGGUGGUGCACCUCAAGAGGUUCGAGUACGACCAUAUCAACAUGACACGGUACAAGCUGCGGGACCGCUUCGAGUUCCCCGUGCUGCUGGACAUGUUCAAGUACACGGCGGAGGGAGUGGCGGCGCAGGAGGCGGCAGCGGGGGCAGCGGGGACAUCCACAACAGGUGCAGGGACAGCAGCAGGAGGGGAGGACAGCCACGCAGCCGCAGCGGGCAGCAGCGAAGAGGGCGGGCGGCCUCGGAGCAGCUACCUGUACGAGCUCAAGGGCAUUGUCGUACACAGCGGUACGGCGUUCGCCGGGCACUACUACUCCUUCAUCAAGGAGCGGCCGCGGAUGGGGGAGGACGGACAGGUUUCCGAGGGCGGCUGGUACCGCUUCGAUGACAAGCUGGUUACCCCCUGGAGCAUCAACGACCUGGAGGCGGACUGCUUCGGAGGGCGGGCCAGCAGCUCCGCGGGGGGCGGCGCAGGGGCAGCGGGGGGAGGCAGGGCGGGGGAGCUGGAGCGGCCAUACAGCGCCUACAUGCUGUUCUACGAGCGCAGGGAGGAACCUUCGUACGACGGACCCGCGGCGGACAAGCGUGCCGUACCGCGUGACAUGGCGGCAGCGGCGGCGGAGGGGGAGUCAGGGGGGAGGAGCGAGGGGGCGGGGAUGGAGGGGGCCGCAGCAGCAGUGCCUGCGGGGACGGCGGGAGGUGCGGAGGACAUGGAGACGGACGGUCCGGGGGCGGCGUUGCAGCCGCCGCAGCAGCCACAGCCGCCGCUGCCCACCACUCCGUACGGCAUGCCGCUGCCGCUGUACCGCGGUGUGCUGCGUGAGAACCUGCGGCUGCAGCACAAGCUGCAUGUACUCAACAAGGAGUACUUUGGGUUCGUGCGGCAGGUGGUGGAGGUGAGCUGGGAGGCGGUGCUGGCGGGGCGCAAGACGCGGCGGCGCGACCUGCUGCAGGGAGGGGGUGGAGGAGGGGGCAGCAGCGGAGCGGCCGCGCACAGCGGACCCGCGCCCACGCCCAUGUCCCCCGGCGCCACCGCCACCGCUACCAACACCACCACUGCUACCUCUAGCGGCGCGGAGGCCUCCUCCGCUCCCUCCCAGCGCAACGAGGAGCUGGACGAGACCGUGCUGCUGUCCUCGCAGCUGGCCGCCGCCUUCCUGCUGCACCUCUACCUGCCCGCCCCCGCCGGCCUGCGGGGCGACAUGGAGCAGUGGGGCGAGCUGGUGCGGGAGAUGCUGCGCACCUCCCCGCGCGCCUGCCUGGAGCUGCUGCGGCAGGUGACGGCCAGCCAGGCGGUGCAGGAGUCGUACUUUGUGCGCUGGGCCAAGGAGGGCGAGUGGCUGGCGGAAGUGCUGUCGUACGCAUUACAAGUCGCGAGUCGCGCCGCGAGUCCGCUGCAGGGCUCCAUCACUGCGACGCCGAACAGCGGCGGCGCGGCGUUGGCACAUGCUGCUACUGCUGGGGUUGGUGGUGGUGGGGUUGGGGGUGAGGACGGCGGUGGUGCGGCGGCGGCGGUAGCCCAGCAGUUGCAGAGCGUCGCCCUCAACCUGGCUCGAGCGCUGUGUGAGCUUGCCUUCGCGCCGCUGCACGACGAGCGACUGGUUCCGCCGCAGUACGUGCCGCUGUGCCGUACACUGGCCGCGCUGGUGGGUGCUGACGUGGCGGUGGCGGGGCUGGUGCUGCGGGGGCACCUGCGGGACGCCUUCUCGCUGCCUGGGUACCUGCUGCGCGAGGCGGGCGAGGCGGCGGAGGAGGAGGUGCAGGCGGGGCUGGAGGCGGCGCUGGGGCUGCUGCACGCGAUGCUGCGGUACUGCAGCACGUCCGCGCAGAUGCAGGUGCAGGUGCCGGGGGGCGGACCGGGGGGGCUGGUGCUGGAGGCAUUGCGGCUGGAUACCAUAGGAGCGGGCGGAGGUGGAGGUGCAGCAGGAGGAGGAGGUGGAGGAGCAGCAGCAGGGGGCCGCAGCAGCGGCGGCGCGGCCCCCCCUCGAGUGCUGCUGGAUCUCUCCCGGCACCUGGAGGAGCUGGUGGCAGCUGACGGCGGCAGCGUCUUCUUCGCGGCGCUGUGGCACAGCGGGCUGCUGGGCGCACCUCGGGUGCGGGAGCUGCUGCGCUUCCUGACCGCCGGCAGCAGCGCCAACACCGUGGCGCUGCUGGACGCCAUCUUUGCGCGCCUGAGUCCGCAGCAGGCCGGCAGCCCCGCCGUACUGGAGCUGCUGGAGGGGCUGCCGGCGGUGGUGGACCUGCACGACAGCCUGCGGGUGGCGCGGCUGCAUGCGCUGCUGUUCGGGGGGCCGCAGCUGCGAUCCA